AUGGCAUCAAAAAUCCAACUGAAUGCUACAUUAAGCAACCUCAGCCACAUUAUUGCCAACCUACACAACCAACAACCCAGCACAAGCUCUGAAACCACAACUAAGCCUAUUUCAUCCCCAGUUAGAAGAUCAAGAAGAAGAGCUAAAGUCCCUGGCCCCGACUCUGCCGAGAUUUAUCUAAUAUUCAUUAUGGCAUAUGACCGAUAUGUUGCUAUAUGUGAUCCUUUACACUAUCAAACUAUUUUGAAUAGGAAACAUUGUCUCUUAUUGGCAUCUGGCACUUGGAUAUCAGGAAGCUUAAACUCUUUUGUGAUUAUAACCCCAGUAUCACACAUGUCCUUCUGUCAUUCUCGGACUAUACACCAGUUUUUCUGUGAUGCUAAAGCUCUGAUUAACAUCUCCUGUGCUGGCAGUAAAGAUGCUUAUAUUGUAAUCUAUAUGGAAUUAUUGACAUAUGGAGUUUUCCCAGUCAUGUUCUUUUUGACAUCUUAUGUAAAAAUUAUUAGGGUCAUCUUACAAAUAAAAUCUAAGGAAGGAAGAAAGAAAGCCUUCUCCACCUGCUCAUCCCACCUCACCAUUGUCAUCAUGUUCUAUAUGACAGUUUUGUCUGUGUACAUGACACCAACAUCAGAAUACACUGAUGUCCUAGAACCAGUAUUUAGUGUACUGUACUCAGUUGUAACUCCCAUGAUGAACCCUCUGAUCUACAGUCUACGAAAUAAAGAUGUGAAAAGGGCUCUGCUGAGACUACUGGGGAGGAAAAAAAGUAUUGAACAGUAA
Molecule: messenger RNA, 780 nt
Organism: Pseudophryne corroboree (corroboree frog)
Lineage: Eukaryota; Metazoa; Chordata; Amphibia; Anura; Myobatrachidae
Product: olfactory receptor 2T1-like
Exons: 2
Coding region: 1-780 (259 amino acids)
Biological process (GO): G protein-coupled receptor signaling pathway
Cellular component (GO): membrane
Molecular function (GO): odorant binding; G protein-coupled receptor activity; olfactory receptor activity
Source: RefSeq, a predicted model, not a curated record